UGCAACAGACGAAUGCUCGCUUGCAACGUGAGCUGCAAGAGUUGCAGCAGCAGCACGAAAAACUCCAAGCGGAGGCGACGCUGAAGCAAACACAACUAGUUGAACAGGAGCAGCUGGCCACCGAGCGUGAGUUGGCUUUGGGCGAUGCAAGUCGUCAACAGGAGCAGCUCCCAAGCGCGCAGUCAAGCGUUGCAGCAACAGAACGAAACGUUGCAACAGCAACUCACAAAUUUGCAAAGCAGCUCCACCGAUUCCAAUGCAGAGUUGGUGAAACUUUCGCAGCAACUUCUAGAACAACAGCAGGCCAACGAGCAGCUGUCGAGCAAAGGCAACGAGGAGCGUGCGGCUCUGGAGCGUCAGCUGCAGUCAGGACAACAGCGUUUGGAUGCUCUGUGUGCGCAAGUGGAGCUGCUAACCCAAGAGCUGUCGAGCAGCACAACACAAAGUCAGCAGCUGCAGAGCAAACUGAAAGCAGAGCAGGAACUGGCAGAGAAGCAAACGUUGGAGUUGAGCGAUGCCAACAGAAAGUUGGAGGCAGCUAGCAGCAAGAGUUCUCAGCUGGAGCAGCAGCAGGAGAAGCUGCAGCAGGAGCUGAGCAGCGUGCGUGGCGAGCACAGCGAACUGACUGUCAAGUUGACGCAGCUGACGGAGCAAUUGAGUCAAGCUCAAAAGGAACAGAGUGCGCAGCAGGAUGCCAGCAGCAAGGAACGCUUGCAGCUGGAGCAUGAGCUGCAGGAGAUGCGUCAACAACUGCAGGCCAGUCAGGCAAACAUGAGUGAGGCGCAACUGAGUGAAGCAGCGCAGCGUGAGAAGCUGCAAGCGGAGGCGCAGCAGCGUGAGGAAAAGUUGCAACAGGACUUGGCCAAAUUGCAGCUGGAGCAGCAGCAACAAAGCAGCGGCAACGAGGUGGCCAUCAAGGAGCUGCAAGAGCGACUCGAGAUCACCAACACCGAGCUGCAGCACAAGGAUCAGUUGGCACGGGAGGAUGCACAAAAGAUCGCCGACUUGAAGACACUAGUCGAGGCCAUUCAGGUGGCCAAUGCCAAUAUAUCGACCACAAAUGCAGAGCUCUCCACGGUGCUGGAAGUAUUGCAGGCAGAGAAGAGCGAAACGGCGCACAUCUUUGAGUUGUUCGAGAUGGAGGCGGAUAUGAAUGCUGAAAGACUGAUCGAGAAGCUGCAGGGCAUGAAGCAGGAGUUGCAGCAAACGCACAGCGCACUCGAGUUGCAACAGAGCAGCAACAAACAGUUGGAGGAGCAACUGCAGAAGCUGCAGCAAACCGAGCAGACCUUGCAGGGUACAGCUGUCGAGGCUGCUGAGCAACUGCGUCAGCUGCAACAGGCAAAUGGUGAGCUACAGGAAACUGUGCAACAGAAGCAAUCAAAGCUUGACGAAGUCGAGCAACAGUUGCAGCAGCAACAAAGCCAAUUGAAGGAGCAGGAAAGCAGCAGCUCAGAGUUGCAACAACAACUGCAACUACUACAGAAAAGCGUGCAGCAAUUGAAUGAAAAUAAACUGCAGUUGGAGCAGCAAUUGCAGAAGUUGACAACCGACCAAGGGCAGCUGCAACAAACGCUGCAGCAGCAGCAGCAAACCGAGCAGACUUUGCAGGGCUCAGCUGUCGAGGCUGCUGAGCAACUGCGUCAGCUGCAGCAGGCGAAUGCCGAACUUCAGGAAACGGUGCAACAAAAGCAAUCAAAGCUUGACGAAGUCGAGCAACAAUUGCAGCAGCAGAAAAGCCAAUUGUCAGCCCAAGAAAGCAGCAGCUCAGAGUUGCAGCAACAAUUGCAGCUACUACAGCAAAGUGUGCAACAAUUGAAGGAAAACAAGCAGCAAUUAGAGCAGCAAUUGCAGAAGUUGCAAACUGACCAAGGGCAGCUGCAACAAACGCUGCAGCAGCAGCAACAACAGCUGGAGAAGGGCAACGAAUUUGACGCUCAACUCGCCGAGUAUCAAAAGGUCAUCGAUGAAAUGGAUGAAGCUUCCAGCGCCAAGUCAGCGCAACUGAUACAGCUGCAAAAACGCAUCUCUGAGCUGGAAUUGGCGGUGCAUCAAGCACAGCAAUCGGAGCAAAUGGUGCAGAUCGAGUGCCAGCAAUUGACUCGCCAAUUGCAAGCUCUGGAGCUAGAGGAAGCACGUGAGAUUAUGGCGCUGCGUGCCAAUGGUUCUUCGUCCAGCAAACCACAGACACAAGAGCAACUGGAUACGGAAACCAGUCUGGCCAAGAUCAACUUCCUCAACUCCAUCAUAGCGGACAUGCAGCAGAAGAACGAUGCACUCAAGGCCAAGGUGCAGACGCUGGAAACGUUGCCCAUGGACUUUACCAAACCGCAAGCUUUUGAUCUGCUGAGCAAGCGCAAACCGGCGCCACGUUUGUUCUGCGAUAUUUGCGAUGAGUUUGACAAGCAUGAAACGGAAGAUUGUCCUCUACAAGCUAGCGAAGAUCGCGACUAUUCGCCACCACCACCAGCCGAGGCCAACAAUAAUGAAAAGAAGGAGCGCAAGCUGCCAGCACCACGCAAAUAUUGCGAUUCCUGUGAAGUCUUUGGACACGAUACCAGCGAAUGCGCCGACGAUGAGACCUACUAGAUUUAAUACACAAUAAUUACUUGGUUGUUUAGACACAAAUUUGUAACGAUAUUUUAAUUGCCAGUUGGAUAAUUUGAUGUACA
This is a messenger RNA of Drosophila nasuta, 2672 nucleotides long. RefSeq names its product restin homolog. Lineage: Eukaryota; Metazoa; Arthropoda; Insecta; Diptera; Drosophilidae. The coding region runs from base 145 to 2589 and encodes 814 amino acids. The record is from RefSeq and is a predicted model, not a curated record. The transcript has 4 exons.